Molecule: messenger RNA, 1130 nt
Organism: Echinops telfairi (small Madagascar hedgehog)
Lineage: Eukaryota; Metazoa; Chordata; Mammalia; Afrosoricida; Tenrecidae
Gene: BOLL
Product: boule homolog, RNA binding protein
Exons: 12
Coding region: 11-898 (295 amino acids)
Molecular function (GO): protein binding; RNA binding
Source: RefSeq, a predicted model, not a curated record
GCGGAGGAAGAUGGAGACCGAGCCCGGUGCGCAAACAUCAAAUCAGACGCAAACAGAUUCAUUAUCUCCAUCCUCUAAUCCCGUGUCACCUGUGCCUUUGAAUAACCCAACAAGUGCCCCAAGAUAUGGAACAGUGAUCCCUAAUCGCAUCUUUGUAGGAGGAAUUGACUUUAAGACAAAUGAAAAUGAUUUAAGAAAAUUUUUUUCCCAGUAUGGGUCUGUAAAAGAAGUGAAGAUUGUAAAUGACAGAGCUGGAGUGUCCAAAGGGUAUGGUUUCAUCACAUUUGAAACACAAGAAGAUGCACAAAAAAUUUUACAAGAGGCAGAAAAACUUAAUUAUAAGGAUAAGAAACUGAACAUUGGUCCCGCAAUCAGAAAACAACAAGUAGGGAUACCUCGUUCCAGUAUCAUGCCAGCAGCUGGAACAAUGUAUCUAACAACCUCUACAGGAUAUCCUUACACUUAUCAUAAUGGUGUUGCUUAUUUUCACACUCCAGAGGUAACUUCUGUCCCACCACCUUGGCCUUCACGUUCUAUAUCUAGCUCCCCUGUGAUGGUAGCUCAGCCAAUUUACCAACAACCCUCUUAUCAUUACCAGGCCCCUGCACAGUGUCUUCCAGGACAGUGGCAGUGGGGUGUUCCUCAGUCACCUACUUCUUCUGCUCCAUUCUUAUACCUGCAACCUUCGGAGGUGAUUUACCAGCCAGUGGACCUGGCACAAGAUGGUGGAUGUGCGCCGCCUCCACUGUCUCUGCUGGAAACCUCAGUUCCAGAGCCUUAUUCCGAUCAUGGAGUUCAAGCCACGUAUCACCAGGUUUAUGCUCCAAGUGCCAUUGCUAUGCCUGCACCUGUGAUGCAGCCUGAACCAAUUAAAACAGUAUGGAGCAUUCACUAUUAAGACAAUUGGGCAGCUCUAGUCCAGCUCAACAGAUUUCUUUUCCAAAGAUCCUUGUGUGACCAAGAUCCAGCUCCAACGAAUCGGCUAGAAGCUGCCCGUUGUGAAAUUUAGGAUAUAAAGAAAAGAAGAACUGAAGUGAUAUGAAAAUUCAUUUGUACCAAAAAAAUUCUGCUUAAAUUGUGAGAUUUUGUUCUUAUUUUAUGGAUAAUGUAACAUAGCCAUAAUUGCAAAA